Penicillium daleae is the source of this 924-nucleotide messenger RNA. RefSeq names its product legume-like lectin family protein. Gene Ontology annotation, cellular component: endoplasmic reticulum-Golgi intermediate compartment; Golgi membrane; COPII-coated ER to Golgi transport vesicle. Gene Ontology annotation, biological process: endoplasmic reticulum to Golgi vesicle-mediated transport; Golgi organization; endoplasmic reticulum organization. Lineage: Eukaryota; Fungi; Ascomycota; Eurotiomycetes; Eurotiales; Aspergillaceae. The transcript has 6 exons. The record is from RefSeq and is a predicted model, not a curated record. Gene Ontology annotation, molecular function: D-mannose binding. The coding region runs from base 1 to 924 and encodes 307 amino acids.
AUGCGUCUCCCGAGCUUUUCUUCUCUGCUGUGUCUGGCCGGCUUGGCAUCCGUCCCUGUUAACGGCUAUGCUGGCGACGACCCCAAUAUUAAAAGCAUCCCGCUCCGUACCCAUACUCUUGCGCCGCCAUACCUUGAUUCGGACUUCCAAAGCCGCUGGUUCGACUUCGGAGGAGAUACGGUGAUUCGCGCUGAUAAAUAUAUUCGUCUGACCGCAGACCGACCGUCGCAGCAAGGAUGGAUCUUCUCUCGCGUACCUCUAACCGCAACCAAUUGGGAGAUCGAACUUGAAUUCGAGGUUCGCGGAACCGGCAACCUCCACGGUGAUGGGUUCGCCCUCUGGCUCACCAAGCAGCGCGCCACCCAAGGCCCGGUCUUCGGCUCAACCGACCGCUUCGAAGGUCUCGGCAUCUUCGUCGACACAUACAAGAACAACCGCCCCGGCGCCCACGACGGCAAGGCCAACGAAUUGGCUGGCUGCUCCGCGCGUGGCCUCCGCAAUGCCCCCAUCCCCACUAAGCUCCGUCUUACCUACUUCCAGGACAAGUCCCUGACUUUGGACCUGCAGUACAAGACGGAGGAUUCCUGGACCAACUGCUUCACCCUCAACGCCGAGGACACGAACAUCGCCAUUCCCUCUGUCGCUUACCUGGGUCUCUCCGCCGAGACCGGCGAGCUGAGUGAUAACCACGAUAUUGUCUCUCUCAAGGCGGAGAACCUGUACGCGCUGAACCGCAACGCUGGUAGCAAGGGCUCCGAAGGUUCCAAGGGCCGUAGUCCUGGUAGCGGCAGCCGCUCCGGUCAAAAGGAGUCCGGUAGCUGGUCUUGGUUCCUCUUUAAGAUUGUGCUAUUCUUCGGUGCCUGUGUCGGUGGCUACUUUGGAUGGACGAUUUACCGGACGAAGGCUCGAGCCUCGCGGUUCUAG